Bufo bufo (common toad) is the source of this 3177-nucleotide messenger RNA. RefSeq names its product C-terminal-binding protein 2. Bases 491 to 1792 code for a protein of 433 amino acids. The record is from RefSeq and is a predicted model, not a curated record. Gene Ontology annotation, molecular function: oxidoreductase activity, acting on the CH-OH group of donors, NAD or NADP as acceptor; transcription corepressor activity; NAD binding. NCBI's taxonomy places the organism in Eukaryota, Metazoa, Chordata, Amphibia, Anura, Bufonidae. The transcript is spliced from 10 exons.
GUCGCAGAGAUGGCCGUGGAUUUCAUCCUCUCUAUUGCAAAGAGUGAAAUCCGCAGCAUAAAUUGACACUCUGCAGAUUUCAAAUUGCAAGUCUGUUUAAGCUGCGGAUUUUUUUUACGCAGAGCGUGGAUGAGAUUUCUUAAAAUACAGCAAGUAUCCAGAUUGUUCCUGUCAGACGCAUGCCGGAAGGACACUGUUGUGACACGUUUGGUACAUCACAGUAUAAGUUUGGAUACCAUUUUUUUGCUACCCAGACCUGUCCUUUCAACAGUUUUAAACGUGAAGCGCUGUAAAAGGGGGAUAAGCUGCUGUAUACUGAGGCAAGUCAAGGAUGCAUAUGGCCACCACACCAAAGUGUUAAAGGGUGCCUAAUCCUUCAUUACUUUCUAUGGAUCUGUACUCCGCACGCUGCAGAGCUGAUGCAAGCCGAAGAUGCAUCACAGGUACCCUUUAAGCAGGAGCUAUCCAGGAGGUUUCUAAGGCCAGAACCAUGGACAAGCACAAAGUCAAGAGACAACGCCUGGAUCGAAUCUGUAUCCGGCCGCCUAUUCUAAAUGGUCCUAUGCCUGUCCGUCCCUUGGUGGCUCUUCUUGAUGGAAGGGACUGCACAGUUGAGAUGCCUAUAUUAAAGGAUGUUGCUACAGUAGCAUUCUGUGAUGCUCAGUCUACACAAGAGAUCCAUGAGAAAGUGUUAAGUGAAGCAGUGGGAGCCCUUAUGUAUCACACAAUCUCCCUUUCUAGAGAGGACCUGGAAAAAUUUAAGGCUCUUCGUAUCAUCAUACGAAUUGGAAGUGGUUAUGACAAUAUUGAUAUCAAGUCUGCAGCUGAAAUGGGGAUUGCUGUUUGUAAUGUUCCCUCAUCGUCCGUGGAAGAGACCGCCGAUUCUACGCUCUGCCACAUCUUGAACCUCUAUCGGCGUGUCACAUGGCUGCACCAGGCUAUGAGAGAAGGGAAUCGUGCUGCCAGUGUGGAACAGAUCAGAGAGGUUGCGGGAGGGGCUGCCAGAAUCCGUGGGGAGACGUUGGGCAUCAUUGGACUUGGCAGGGUUGGGCAAGCAGUUGCUUUACGUGCCAAGGCCUUUGGUUUCGCGGUCAUAUUUUAUGACCCCUAUCUUCCUGAUGGAGUUGAGCGUUCCCUGGGCUUACAGCGGAUGGCGACGCUUCAAGAUCUGCUAAUGCACAGUGACUGCAUAACUUUGCACUGCAGUCUGAAUGAGCACAAUCAUCACCUCAUCAAUGAUUUUACCAUAAAGCAGAUGCGGCAGGGCUGCUUUUUGGUAAACACCGCCCGUGGGGGACUCGUUGAUGAGAAAGCGCUUGCCCAGGCUUUAAAAGAUGGACGAAUCCGAGGUGCUGCUUUAGAUGUCCAUGAGUCUGAACCUUUCAGUUUUUCUCAGGGACCUUUAAAAGAUGCCCCUAACUUGAUCUGCACCCCUCACACUGCCUGGUACAGUGAACAUGCUUCAAUUGAAUCAAGAGAGGAGGCAGCUAAAGAAAUCCGCAGAGCCAUUACAGGUCCAAUUCCAGAUGCAUUGAAAAAUUGUGUAAAUAAAGAGUAUUUACUGGCAGCCGCACAGUGGCCAGCAAUGGAGUCUGUUCAUCCAGAGCUCAAUGGAGCAGCAGGAUAUAGGUUCCCACCAGGAGUUGUGGGAGUAGCUGCUCCGGGACACCCAGCUUCGGUGGAAAGCAUUGUGGCAACUUCACACCCUUUACUUCCCUCUGUUUCCCACACUCCGUCACCAGGACAAACAAGCAAGCCAGAGCAAGACAGAGAAAUUCCCACUGACCAGUAGCAAUACUGUGCUUUGUUUGUGUUCUUCUUUUUAUGUUUAUUUUGCCUUGUCUUGUUUUUUUCCCUUUUUUUUUUUAUACCACCAGUCCCAUACUUUUGCUCUGCCUUCCCCCUCAGAACGUUUUUGGGGAGAAGAGCGGGAUUCCAGGUCUCUUCAGCAGCUUUACCCAGUUGAUGGAAUCAGGCUGCAAGCCCUGAGGUGUAUCAUCUCUCCUCACACCGGAAAGGAGAAUGUUCUUAUCAAUGUCUGGAAACCUUUCGAUAUUGCCUUUCAACAGAUCUAUUUUUUAACUGAUUUAGUUUUACGUGAAAUACUGUAUGGGUGGGUUGUGCUUCUGUGUGCCGGGACAGGCUGAUCUUUUCUGCUUCCUCUAGAAUGAGACAUACCCAGUUGUCUCAGGGAGCUGAGGCAUCACCAAAUUUUUAGGGUGGUGGGUAUCUUGUAAUCUGAAGUGUGUCUCAAUCCCCUCACUACUGGAAGAUAAGAAACGCGUUCUCUUCUGAAGAUGCUACUUGAGCUUCUACAUUGCUGUGAGAGCGCACCAUCAAAUUAAUUUUUAGAGUUGGAUCAUUGUUGUUGACUUUGGACACAAAAGCAGAAGUAUUGAAAAGUUAAAAUAAUGAUCACUUGCAUGUGUCUCUCAGGUUCUUAGUAUAUGGAUGAAAAGAGGUCUUGUGUCCAGCAUGGUGAUGAAUGAGGCCUUGGGCAUUAAUUCAUUUGUUUGACACCAUUGUGUCUACAUUGAAGUAUAGAUUGAAAGAAUGUCGAUUCUGUCGCCUCAUUUCAUCCAGAAGUGGUAGCUGUUCAUGGCAUAUUGCGCUUCAGUAGCUUAUUAAGGAGCAGGAUUCCCGGAUAUGGGUGCAUGUUUUAUUCUGGGCGUAGCUGCUGGGAUCAUAUUAUAUAGUGUAUGGUUUUAGCCCCUUCCCCUAAAGGAUAUUUUUACUGGCUCGGGAUGAUUGUGAAUAGCGUCUAGUGAAUGUCAUUUAGUAUAACAAGUCUCAGGAUUAAAGUGCAUGAAUCAGGUUGAAAUUGUGUAUAUUAUAGAAGGAUAUUUUAAUAGUCUGGCGUGUUGAAGAAGAAGCAGAUUGAGGUUGUAUGCUGGCACAAACAGUCCCAAAGCUUAUCUUUUUAGUUAGAUGGUGACAUGACAAAAUGUUUGACUGGCAGAGUUCUGGGUUCUGAGACCCCCGCCAAUUACUAAAACUAGAAGGAAGAAGCGCCCUGUUGAAUCCUGUCUCUCUUGCUAGCUGAAGACGGGCUUACCAUAAAUCCUACUUAUCUCUGGCCCCCAAGUUUUACAUAUAUUUGCUAUUGAGAAACCUUUAUCUGAGUGGUUGGUGCUAAGUUUGUUUAUAAUGUAUUUAAUUGAAAAUCAUCUGUUAAGU